Molecule: messenger RNA, 1540 nt
Organism: Thrips palmi
Lineage: Eukaryota; Metazoa; Arthropoda; Insecta; Thysanoptera; Thripidae
Product: required for meiotic nuclear division protein 1 homolog
Exons: 6
Coding region: 90-1238 (382 amino acids)
Biological process (GO): positive regulation of mitochondrial translation
Source: RefSeq, a predicted model, not a curated record
ACCAAUGGGGGGGAUCCUCCUCCGCAGAUUGCUGCUUGUAAACUUAACCCCAGCGUUUUCGUGAGAAGCAAGUUAAAUCAGAGCCAGAUAUGUUUGCCAAGGCUUGUCACGGGGUCCUGUCUUCAAGGAUAGUUGCAGCAUCUUUUAAACGGGAUCGUUUUUUGCUUAGUUUUAAACGGUGCUUCUCGAAUGGCCCGACAUGCCAUCCUCUCGCAAGUCAAGGUUCAGCUACUGCACUUGUGCCCCACUGUGCUCAGUGGACAGCCAAGAGAUUUCGAACCAAAGUAGCUGAAUCGAGUGGUAGUGAUGAAAUCCCAAAGUUACUUGGCAGUGCACGGACUCAGAGAAGGAGAAAUAAAGCCAAGCAGCCAGAAAAGGGAUAUCCUAUUGUGGCCUUCAGUACUGCUGAAGAAUACAACUUAGAAUGCCUUAAAGAAGGCAUAGCAAAGCAGCAAUUGUAUAGUGUGGUUGAAGAGGAGGAAGAAGGCUUUAAAGUUCAAGAAUCUGAUCAUCAAGAGGAUGUUGUGCACAUCAAGGCACGAUAUAAUGUUGAUGACGAGCCUCGUGAAGUGUUCUUUUUUCGAGAGGGCACAGCUGUGUUUUGGAAUGUAUCAGACUUGGAGGUUUCAAAUUUUCUCCGGUUUAUUAGUCCAUUUGAAGUGAGGAGAUACGAUGAGAAGCUUGUCUUGAGUGAACGAGAAUAUAUGUCUUACAUUCAUGGUGAAUCAAAGAAAACAUUGCUUCGUAAUGAUAUAAUAGAAUUAUCUGCUCUACCUGAGAGUAGUCUGGAAAAGUAUUCUUUCUCCAAUGGUGUCGCUCUCUCAGUCAAGCUCGGCAUUUGGGAAUCUUCACUAGAGAGAUUCAUUGACUCAAUUGAAUUUAUUAGUGAAGAUUUGAAAGCUGGCCGCAAAAUACGGAUGACACGAGAGGAAGUUCUACGAAAACAAGGGGAACUUUUUGCUAUGCGCCAUUCAAUCAAUUUAAGUUCUGAUUUAUUAGAUACUCCUGACUUUUAUUGGGACAAUGAGGAAUUAGAAAGGCUGUUUUUGCAGACUAUUAACUAUUAUUGCAUCAGCCGGCGCACAAGGGUAAUGAAUGAAAAAAUCAGCCACUGUGCUGAAAUGAUGGAGCUGGUUUCUUCACAUCUAAGUGAUAAGCACCAUAUUAGACUUGAAUGGAUGAUUAUUGUUCUUAUUAUGGUUGAAGUUGGAUUUGAAUUUUUGCAUUUCAUGAAGUAGACAACCAAUUUUUUAUUUUUAUGUUUAACUGCUGAAACAACUCGGUACCUAUGAUGGGUCCUUGAAGCCAUUAUCUUGAAUUAAAGUGUAACUUGGGUAUGUAAAAUCCAGUAUGUUUCUGAAGGUCAGUGGAUCAUCAAUUCCCUAUAGUCUUUUAUUUCUAAUUCUAUUUCAUUCUAAUUACAAGCUAUUCAAUGAACUCUUAGAGAAAAAUUGUCCACUCUAGUGGAACCAUGACAUUGAUUGUAAACAAGUAUGUAGUAAAAUGAUAACAUCAACAAGAUUAUAUGGCUAUAGAAGUA